UGCUCUACAUACUACUCCCUACAUAGGAGGUAGGGAGUAGUGAAUGAGAGGGGAUUUCGGACACAGCCAAUAUAUUUUCUCAUGUGAUCGUUACUCUGUGCUCUAUUGCUUUACCCUGACUUUUGGAUCGUUUUUUUCCCGAUGUUGAUUACACUCCCCUGAGUUCGGUAGGGCCUUGCAUCUUAUGGGAGUUUAGAGUGCAUUCGGUUACAUUACGUUACCGCAUCCCCUUUUCAGUCUUCUAGGGUCUAUAUUACUUUUGUAAAUCAUGGCAGACGACGAAUUAGAGGCAAUUAGGCGGCAAAGAAUGGCGGAACUACAGGCAAAGCACGGGGAUUCUUCAAAUAAUCAGCAAGGAGAGGAGGCAAAACAAAGAGAAACAGACAUGAGGAACUCUAUAUUGGCUCAAGUUCUCGAUCAGUCUGCCCGUGCCAGAUUGAGCAAUCUCGCUUUGGUAAAGCCGGAGAAGGCCAAUGCAGUUGAAAACUAUCUCAUUCAAAUGGCUCGUUUUGGAAAGUUAGGAGGAAAGAUUUCAGAGACGGGCUUGAUCGAGAUUCUAGAAAAAGUCAGUCAGCAAACGGACAAGAAGACAACUGUCAAAUUCAACAGACGGAAGGUGAUGGACUCUGAUGAUGAGGAUGAUUACUAACUUUAAAAGGGAGCCCUGGAAUGAGCCAAGAAAUCAGGAGAGGAUAUACUUUACCAGGACUCUGACAGCAUCUUUGACCAGCUGAAUCCUGGGAUGCCACACUAGCUACUGUGUGUCUCUGGAAUCUGCAUACCAAGAGGGAAGAGCAGCAAAGUGGAGUUGACAUUGUGGCAUAAGUGGUGGGGGGUAGAACACACACACACACACACACACACACACACACACACACACACACACACACACACACACACACACACACACACACACACAGACA
Micropterus dolomieu (smallmouth bass) is the source of this 923-nucleotide messenger RNA. RefSeq names its product programmed cell death 5 (gene pdcd5). Gene Ontology annotation, cellular component: cytosol; nucleus. The record is from RefSeq and is a predicted model, not a curated record. NCBI's taxonomy places the organism in Eukaryota, Metazoa, Chordata, Actinopteri, Centrarchiformes, Centrarchidae. Bases 269 to 649 code for a protein of 126 amino acids. The transcript has 6 exons. Gene Ontology annotation, molecular function: DNA binding.